This is a messenger RNA of Rhodamnia argentea, 1251 nucleotides long. RefSeq names its product NAC domain-containing protein 1-like. Lineage: Eukaryota; Viridiplantae; Streptophyta; Magnoliopsida; Myrtales; Myrtaceae. The transcript has 3 exons. Gene Ontology annotation, molecular function: DNA binding. Bases 182 to 1045 code for a protein of 287 amino acids. Gene Ontology annotation, biological process: regulation of DNA-templated transcription. The record is from RefSeq and is a predicted model, not a curated record.
UCUCCAUAGCUUGCUCCCCCUCCUCCUCCUCUCUCUCUCUCUCUCUCUCUCUCUCUCUCUCUCUUACCAUCAUCAUCACCAAUCCUCAGCUAAAGAAAUAAUUAAUCAGCCAUUAUCUUCUCAAAAUUUGUCUUUGAGCUCUUGUGUCCAUCUGUAUCCCCACUGCAAAAAAUAAAAUAAAAUGGAGGGCAUGUCUGUUUCUUCUGGCUCCUCUGGCCUCCCUCCUGGGUUCAGAUUCCACCCCACUGAUGAGGAACUGAUCAUGCAUUACCUUAGGAACCAGGCCAUGUCCAGGCCCUGCCCUGUGGCCAUCAUCCCGGAAGUUGAUAUCUACAAGUUUGAUCCCUGGCAAUUACCUGAGAAAGCAGAAUUCUGGGAGAACGAGUGGUACUUCUUCACGCCGCGGGACCGGAAGUACCCGAACGGGGUGCGCCCCAACCGGGCCACCCUGUCCGGGUACUGGAAGGCCACGGGCACGGACAAGGCGAUCCACAGCGGGUCCAAGUACGUCGGGGUCAAGAAGGCCCUCGUGUUCUACAAGGGCCGCCCGCCCAAGGGGACCAAGACCGACUGGAUCAUGCACGAGUACCGGCUGACCGACGUGAAGGGGCAGGCGAAGAAGCGGAGCGGGUCGAUGAGACUGGACGAUUGGGUGCUGUGCAGGAUCUACAAGAAGAGGCAAACCGGCAAGACAAUGGAGCCCAGGAUCGAGGAAUCCAAUCCCAAUGUCCAAGCCAUCGACAAAGCGUGCCCGAAUCUCGAUGCCACCGACCCGCCAAUGCUGAAAUUCCCGAGGACAUUCUCACUGACCCAUCUGCUGGAAAUGGACUACUUGGCCCCAUUCUCGCACAUCUUGUCCGAGGAUCACUACAGUGCCAUCUUUGACUUCCACAAUACCAUAAGCAACAACGGCCCUGGAAACGACUGUGCCGACCACAAACCACAGGGUGGACAUUUUCCCCAUCAUGUGGCGGACAACUGGGGCAAGUUCCAAGCCGUUCAGAACCAGAACCUGGUCAUCAAUCCCAUCUUUGACCUCCAGUGAUCGGCCGGGCGGGACAAAAAUUGAAAGGAAAAAAAAAAGACCCAAAAAAUAAUUCAUGGCUUUUAAUAGAAAGGCGAUUUGAAAUUUGAUCAUGUGAAAGAAUUUGAGGUUGGCAGGCCACCAGCUACUCAAAAAAUGAAAAAUCUGCGAUUUGGUUGCCAGGAUUUACAUAUAUAAAAUAUAAUGAAUCUGUGGAAAUUUAUCUC